Nelumbo nucifera (sacred lotus) is the source of this 2823-nucleotide messenger RNA. Its product is annotated as DDT domain-containing protein. The record is from RefSeq and is a predicted model, not a curated record. NCBI's taxonomy places the organism in Eukaryota, Viridiplantae, Streptophyta, Magnoliopsida, Proteales, Nelumbonaceae.
GGAGGGACGAGCGAAGCCGCGCAGAGAGGAGCAAAAACUUCACUCGGAAAGAAAGACGAGAAGAGAGGGAGAGAGAGCGAGAGACCUCGAAAGGGGAGCAGUUCGUCUUAGUUUGCCACGCUUUUUAUUCAAGAAUUUUCAGGAAGUACAUAUCCUAAAUCAAGUAUAUCCAUCCUUCUAGACUUCUUUUAUUCGCAGUAGACUGAAUUCCUAUGCCUCUUUUCAAAAGAAAAGCUUUUCCUCUGGUGGAACCACCCCGGGAUUUGGAGCCUCACGAGAUUAUUUUCCAAGUUCGCUUCACAAAAGAGAUAUUUCGUGAUUAUCAAGAAUAUCUGAAGCGGAUAAAUCUAUAUCGUAGAAGAGUAUGGACAUGUAAAGUUACUGGGAAGCAAAACUUAACAUAUGAGGAGGCUUUGGUUUCAGAGUGUCGUGCAACUGAGAAGGUUCAACAGUUCCCUAAUGAGCUAAUGGCACCUGUGCUUCGUAUGAUCCAAUUCAGCACCCUCAGGUUAAAAGAGCUUAUCAACACAAUAUGUACAAAGUUGCAGGAACAUUUAUCAGAAGGUUUGGAGUUGUAUGGAAGGAAAGAAAAUUGUAUUUAUCCAUGCAAAAUACUGAAAGUUCUGGAGGAUGAUAUUGACAAUUUGCGUUAUGAAGUGGGAUGGCUUGAUAAAGAUAAGAAGUUAACUGAUACUUCAGUAGUAAACGCAGAUGUACUGUUUCGGAAGAAGUUGCCUUUCAGUAGAGGUGUGCUGAAGUCUUUUAUUCGGGAAUCUACCUCUCAAAGUUGUCCUUGGGUGAUUCAUGAUAAAUUAGCAAAGAAACAUGGAAUCUCAAUUGAACCUCCACAGGAAUUGUGGGAUAUUAUCAUGCAGAGUGGAAGUCUUGGUGGCAAUAAACAAAAAAAGAAAAACAAGGAAGUAAAAGAGACCUUGGAUGCUGAAAAAAGAGAGACUAAUAAAAAUAAAAGGAAAAAACUGGAAUGUAAGAACUCUGAAGUUGUGACCAUGACAAAGAAAGCAAAGAAAGAAAAUGGAAAACCAAAGGAAGAACCCAUUAAAUACCCAAUUGAUGAUCUCUUAGUGCAGCCUGCUGCUGAUGAUCCAGUUUUUACUGAUCGUCCUUCUCCAUCAAGGGAUUUUGGUGUUCCAAUGGAUUGUGUUGGGGAUCUUUUAAUGGUUUGGGACUUUUGCUCUUCUUUUAGCAGGCUGUUGCAUUUGUGGCCAUUUUCUCUUGAGGAUUUUGAAAAUGCAAUUUGUCACAAGGAUAGCAAUCUGAUUCUUAUUGUGGAAUCACAUUCGUCACUUCUCAAUUUGCUUAUAAAAAACGAAGGCAACUAUUUCAUGGCUAUACAAAAUAAAAAGCGGAAAGCAAAGAUUACAUUAAUGAAUUGGACAGAGUAUUUGUGUGACUUCUUGGAGAUGGUUGAUAUACCUGAACUAUCCAGUCAGAUACCAACAAUAAAACGUGGUCAUUAUGGCCUUUUGGAUAUUCAUGUUAAACUGGGCAUCUUCCAGGAACUAGUUGCUGAAUCUCUUGAAACCGAUGCUGUUAGAAAAAAGUUGGAAGAGUAUAUUGAGCAACAGCAGGCACUUGCUGCCACAAAAAGGGGUGAAGCACUGGAGGAGGCCCGAAAGAGGAGAGAAGAGAAGGUACUUCUGAAAGCAGGGUGUAACAUCAAGGAAGUAAAACAAGGACGUGAUUUGGAGAAUGGAGGGGGUAACUUGCAAGCUUCUGAAAAUGGUUUUGGUCCUCGACAGAAUGGAGAUGUUCUAGAGGAAAGAAAUGGAAAUGUUUUAUCUAAAGGGAACCGCGUUUCAGAAAACAGUGAGUGCAGUCAUAUAAAUGUGACAUCAAGAAAAAUUACAAAGAAGCAGAAGACAGAUGUUGUUAAUGCUACGGGGAAAAGCAAAGAGCAAUCUAAGAUUGAGGAAAAUCGAAAGGAACUGAAACGGAUGAAGGAUAAAGAAAAGGAAGCUCAGGAAAAGAAAUGUAGAGAACAGAGGAAAGAGCAUCUUGAGCGGGAGAUUGAGAAACGUUUUAUACGCACCAGCCCAUUGGGAAAGGAUAGAAACUAUAACAGGUAUUGGUAUUUUCGGCGUGAUGGAAGAAUAUUUGUUGAGAAUUCAGAUUCCAAGCUAUGGGGCUACUACAGUUCAAAGGAGGAGCUUGAUGCAUUGAUGGGUUCACUGAACUGCAAAGGGGAGAGAGAGAGGGCUCUUAAAAAACAGCUGGAGAAGUACUAUCAGAGGAUAUGUGUGUCAUUAACAAAGAGAUUGAAAGAUAUUGCCCAAAAGAUUGCACUGGAAGAGGCUGUGCUCAGGCGUUCAACAAGGGUACGGGCUCCACCAAGGGGCAGUCCAGCAUUGGCUUUCCUGAGGUAUGUCAACAAGUGGAAGGAGGACUACACCAAGUUUUGAUUGGAUAUCUAGCUUGUCUCUAUAAGAUUGAUUCCAAUGCCAUUACCAUUUUUUACAAGGGAAGGUGUAGGAAUUUUCUACCUUAUCUUGCUAAUUAUUUUUGUUGGUGGUACUUUUGGGUGGCGUCUGCUAAUUUUCUGCCAUGAUGGACCAACGUCUUAAUGUAUUCAUUUUGGGAGGAAUUUUCCCUGCAUCAGGCACAAUCAAGCACUUGCAAACGAACUCCAUGACAAGGACAAGGGAAUGGAAUUUCCAUUUCCAUCAUAGUUUUAGAAUUUGGCCAGCAUGAUACUUAUUUUUCUUUUUUUUUUUGAAGAAUAUCUGUUCCAAUUUUGUAAAUGAUGAUGUGCAGCACAGGUAAAUUAUUUCAAUGAAAUCAAUUACUCUUAUAGCUUCGAAAUUA